AUACCGAUAAGAGUACUUUGGAUUUAGGUGUAAAACAAAAAUGCCAAGCAGAAGCUAAAAAGCUCGCUGUAUAAAAAGCAAACCAGCCCGAGGCAAAGAAUACACAUACAUUAUAAUAGCACUCCGUAAUAGUUUUAAAACGUACGAAAUAUUUUUCAUUCAAAGUUUUUUUUUUUUUUUUUUUUUUUUUUUUUUUUUUUUGUUUUUAAUCUCACUCUCUUCGGGGUAACUUGCGAGGCGCAGUGCACGUGUUGAAUCAAUUGGUGCUACAGCUUUGCAAUUUGCCGUAAGUCCCCGCAAUUGUUUUUAUAUAAUUUAAAUAUUGAGUAUUUAAUACUUUAUGUUGUCCUACUUUUUAUUAAGAAAUUACUAUCUCCAUUUCUUAUUAUGUGCAAUAAAGGGUAUUAUUUGUGACAUAUAAAAUAUUCCUUUGUUACACAUAAUAAGAAAUAGAGGUAGUAUUAUGAAUGUAAAACAAGCUUUCAAUUUAUUAUGCUUUGUUUUACUUUUUUUUAUAUUGUAUAAUUUAGUUUUCCCCGUAUAUAUUAUACUCCCUAUAAUUGAUGAAAAAUCGCUCUUAUAUCCCUUAUAAGGUAAUUAUUCACAAAAAGUCCAAAAUAUUAACCUCAUUAUAAUGUCUUUUUUAUUUUAUUUUUAUUUUUUUAAUGUACUCCUUACAGUGUUUUAGAUUGAAGUCCAUUUAUUUUUCUAAAAACACAAACUUUUAAAAAAAACGGAUGUAAUUAUUGUACAUUCAUUAUAAAUAUAGGCCAAAGUGAUCAAAAGUUCCCCCUGAAAUGAAUAAAAGUUAUCCCAAUAUACAUAAAAGUAACCCAAUACAAAUAAAAAUUAUCUACGUUUUAUUAGUAAUAAAGAAUCACAUUUUAAAUGACUAAAAAUCUAUUAUUAGUUAUUGAAUGUAAUUAAAUUAUCAUUAUAAAACUUUUCUUGUUGUCUAUGUAUAUAAAAAUUGUAUGAGGUUUAAAGUUACUCAAAAAAAGGCAAAAAAUUACCCCUGCUCGAUGUAUAGUAAUAUUAGUGUAAAUCGAGUGUAUACAAAAGUUUAUAUACAAAUUAAAGUGUAGCAUUUAAAAAAUAGAGGGAGUACUUUUAAUUAUAGAUGUAAAGCAAUAAUGUCAAGCAGAAGCUGAAAAGCUAUAUAAAAACUAAAACAGUACAAGGCAAAGAUCUACUCGUACAUUUUACUAACAGUUUUAAAACGUACGAAAUAUUUUUCAUUCAAAGUUUAUUUUUUUUCCACUCUCUUCGGGGUACCUUGCGAGGCACAGUGUACGUGUUGAAUCCAAUUGUUGCUACAGAUUUGCAAGAGCCAGACACAGCGUACUGCAUAUUAUUUUUAUAUUCCUUUGUACUAUUUCGCGUUAAGGACGGAUUUCUGCCUUUAGUGUGGGCCAUAUAACGUGGCAAUUAAAGCCGUUAACAACAAACCCAAACGAAAAACAGAAUAUUUUAAAAAAUUUGACCCUCUACCUUGGAACGACAUUGCUAUAAUCAUUUAGAUCUGUUGGGCGAUCCUUGUGGGCUCGGAAGAUGAAAUAAGCGAAGGUUUGUCGAGCAAGUCAAAUUACCUGCUUACUCGUAAUUCCUGAUGGAAAACAACACUCUACAAAAUGAAAUAACAGAGCAAGAUGAAAAUAACGGGGUGCUAUUAACUUCAAUGCGUAAGGAGCUGGACUCCUUGAAUGUUUCCUUUAACGAGAAUUGGUGCAUUUAUAAAGUUCCUGAAUUCAUCUUGAAGGGGCAUGAAUAUUUUUAUCAGCCUUUAGUGAUGUCAAUUGGUCCCGUAUUCUAUAAAGAUCCAAAACUAGAACCCAUGCAAGCGGUUAAAUGGAUUUACUUGGAUAGCUUCCUUCAACAUCCCAGCAAUAAUGCUCGUCACAGCUUGAAUCCUUAUAUUGAAUAUUUUAACGACGAGUUUGUUAAAAUGAUAGUUCUUGAUGCUGCAUUCCUGGUCUACUUAUUCUUGAGUACAACUUUGCCGCUCUCGUUUUAUGUACCUUUAGUUGGGAAUAAUUUAAGAGCAAAAAUGAUUUAUGUGAAACGGGAUUUAUUUCGGUUGGAAAACCAAAUUCCAUAUUUUGUUCUCAAGGAAUUCUUUGAUAUAGCAUUUGGUAACACCUGCACACCUAAUCCUCUUAUUAUUGUUACUAUUGUAUUCAUAUUUAGUGUUGGUAUUAAAAUCCCUGGAGAAAAGGCCAUUAUUAGUAUUAUUGAAGAUGAUAAAAUUGAACAUUUGUUGGAUCUCCGAAGGAUGUGUUGUUGCCUUUCUUUGAGCACACCAUUGCGCAACCAACCAAAUACAAAUCCAACGACCGAUUCAGAUUCAUACAUACACAAGCUGCUGUCUUUGAUCUAUCCGUCAUCAUUAAGUAAUAGGCUGCAUAAGCGUCAUCUCAAGACGAAAACUAAUGAUUAUCAUUCUACUGGUCGUCUUUGUUACACUGCCAAACAACUAUUUGACGCAGGAGUCACAUUUAUGGCAGGUGAAACUGACAAUCCACUUGAUAUAACAUUUGAUAACGGAAAACUCACGAUUUCGAAAUUAAUAAUACAAGAUUCCACAGAAUCUUCCCUACGGAACUUGGUUUAUUUUGAACAGUGCCAUUAUUUGGAAGAUACUUACUUCAGUGAUUAUAUUAUCUUCCUUGAUCAACUGAUAGACACCAUGGAAGACGUGCAAGUGUUAGUUAAAUAUAAAAUUGUGUGUAAUCAUCUAGGAAGUGAUGAUGAUGCUGUAAAGCUUUUCAACAAUAUUACCAAAAAUGUGAUUGAAAGACGCAACAAUAAUUACUUUGAUGUCGGUGAUGCUCUGAAUCGCUACGCUUCAACCCGUCGGAAUCGAUGGAUGGCUAUUUUGAGGAGCAAAUACUUCAAUCAUCCAUGGACAAUCAUGUCAGUGAUCGCUGCAAUCAUACUUUUUGUGCUUACUCUUUUAUAGACUAUUGCAGCUUUCAUCUACAAGUAGUCCAACUACCAAUGCUGAAUGUUUUGAAGAUUCUUGCCGUUGUUGCCAUGUCAGCUACUGCUAUGAAAUCAGAGACUUGAAUCAUAUUCACGGAGUUGAUUUUUUUUUUGUGUUUUAUUUCUUUUCAAGAUGCAACCUAGCUAGCUACUUUAUGUAAAUUUUAUAUUAGAUCGUAAUUGUAAUAACUUAAUGUUGUAUUUUGUUGUUGAUAAUAUAAUAAUCCAUUAAUGCAAUGUUAUAUGCCUUCAAUUUCGAGAUUAGUGA
Messenger RNA from Chenopodium quinoa (quinoa), 3250 nucleotides. Its product is annotated as UPF0481 protein At3g47200-like. The record is from RefSeq and is a predicted model, not a curated record. The coding region runs from base 1610 to 2959 and encodes 449 amino acids. Lineage: Eukaryota; Viridiplantae; Streptophyta; Magnoliopsida; Caryophyllales; Amaranthaceae. The transcript is spliced from 2 exons.